Molecule: messenger RNA, 3267 nt
Organism: Paramuricea clavata
Lineage: Eukaryota; Metazoa; Cnidaria; Anthozoa; Malacalcyonacea; Plexauridae
Source: the annotation of a GenBank genome assembly
GUCCAAAAUAGAAUAAAGACUUCUAUAAUUUUUUUAUUAGACAGAAUUUCAAUCCGUUUCCAUCGUAUAUUAUUUUACCAUUGCUGCUUUUCAUACAAAUACCACGAAAGCUUUAAUAUUUCUACUUUCUAAAUCUGUAAUCCUUUUUAAAUUUCGCGUAAAUCAUGGGCGACGAGGAGUCAGAUUCACGAGGUCGCCGGGACAGUGCUUUGGAGUCUCCAGAUCUUGACGUAGAGUUUAAUUGGUCUAAGUCUUUAGAUGAAUCUAGCACUGACGGAGUGUUGGGUUUAGAAACAAACUUAGAUCCUAAUCUGGACGUUUUGGACGACUCCAGAGAGCAAGGCGAGGAUGAUGCUGUUGAUGAUCCGGUGAGUUUUAAUAGUUUAUAUAUUUUUUAAUAUUUUCGUUGCACAUUAUCAAUAAAAUGCAAAUCGAUGAAACGUGUAACCAUGUAAACGUACCUUUACCUGAUCCUCAGUUCCGAUCAUCCAUCAAGACGUAACUAUCCAGAUGGAAUAUCAUUCAAAUAUUCAUAAUUUUACCAGGAACUUGAAGCGAUCAAAGCCAGAGUGAAAGAAAUGGAGGAAGAAGCAGAAAAAUUAAAAGAUAUGCAGAAGGAAAUUGAAGGAUCUUUGAAUCUAAGCAUGAGUCCAACAAAUGCAGGUAUUGACCUGGCUGCAAUGUUUGGAAAUUAGUAGAAAAAGUACUACAAAAUCAAAAUAUUGGUUGCACAAAAUUUUCCAGUGGGAGUACUUAUGGGAACCAUCAAUUGUGAGAGUAUUCCACCUUUCAAUGUGUUAUUUUUGUGCACCACCAUCAAUUUCAUUGUGAAUUAAUAUUUCUGAGCAUCGAAAGAUGAGUUUAGGAACUCUCAAAUCUCGUGCUUGAAUGUUCUUUGAAUCCUAAAUCCUGGAAAUAUUGGGAAAUACUUGUGCUUUAUAUUCUAGCUUUGCCAACUCUUGAAGAAAAACAAGAAGUCGAUGCAAGAUCAGUUUAUGUUGGAAAUGUAAGAUUUGCAUCUGAAACAGCUAUCCUGAAAUUUAGAUAACGGUUAGCAUUGAUUUACGCAUUCGUGUUUUCAGGUGGAUUAUUCUGCAACAGCAGAAGAACUUGAGCAACAUUUUCACGGCUGUGGAUCAGUCAACAGAGUUACAAUCUUAUGUGACAAAUACAGUGGACAUCCCAAAGGGUGAGUUGAACUAUGGGCGCUUUCCAUUAACUCAGUCAGAACGGUCAAAUUGUUGAAUGCCACACAAAACGUUCGGGCUUCGGGCCUUUCUGACCGGAAAAUUUGGAACAAAUUAGAAGGAUGCCCAUUUUCACUAGAUUUUCGAGAAACAUGGGCCAGAUCUUUGCCAUUAAUAUCGAAAAAUAUUUAAUAGUACUUAGUUUCAUGUAGCAAGACACCCUUCUGGAAAGGGUGUAUUUCUACAUGAAUUUAUUAUUUCAAGCCCUGCCUUUGGACUAAUGAUAACCUUUGAUUGUAUGUAUUUAGUUUUGCUUAUGUUGAAUUUGCUGACAAAGAAAGUGUACACAACUCUACUGUUUUAUCAGAUUCAUUGUUCAAGGGUCGACAAAUCAAGGUAAGAUUGGCCUUUCGGCUAAGCCAAAGUUGUUAAGGCAUUUGUGUGAAAUCUAUCUAAUGGCAAUUGAUGGUAUAUUUUAAUUCAGGUUAUGCCAAAACGAACAAAUCAACCAGGUGUCAGCACAACGGAUCGAGGAUUCCCGAGAGGUCGGGGACGAGGCAGAUCUCGUGGUUUUCACAGUCCUGGCUAUUUUCCGGGAUAUCGACCUAGAAUACGAGGUCGUGGAAUGUACAGGUAGGGUGAUAUCUGACCAAGAUAUGUCCAGUCAGUGGUCAUUUUCGAAUGUGGGUCGGCUUAGGCCUUUGUAUCAUCCCACAUUUUUAACACAACAUUUGAGGUGAAGCCCAAAUUUUAUGCUUGUGCCCAAAAAUCCAAAGCCUACUUGAAAAUAGAUUCUCUCUUGAGAUAAAAUUGUCCAAGUCCUUUACCAUUGAAGGGAAAAAGCAUGCUGCGGGGUGGUAAACUUGGUCCUGUGCACAAUGUGGGUAAAAGACUGAAGUGGACAUGAUUAGCCCUUGCAACUGUAAGGUGUACCUAUAUUAGGUAAAUCUGAUGCUUUUUCAGUUUAUAUAAUGAAUUACAAGAUACUUCACAUUCUCUUCAUAGACCAAGACGGGCAAGAUGGUAUCCAUACUAACCAUGCAGCGAAAGUCAGCAGCAUUUUGGAUGGUUUGAGUUGGUGUUUUUUAAAUUUUUGUUUCCAAAUGAUUUUUCCUUUUACCUUUUGAUUUUUUAAUUUGUUUUCUUUCUGUUAAUUUAACAUUGUAUUUAUUUUUUUAGCAACCUUUGUUCUUUUGUGGAUUAUUUCAGGUGAUUAUAACUCUGUUUGGAUUCUUACCAUGAAAAGCUUUUCCUCCCUUUAUCAGUGUUUUCCCCACCAUGACCCCUUUGCACCACAUUGUUAGUUCUGGUAUGUAUUUUAGUUUUGUUUUCUAAUGAAUUUCUAAAGGUUGUCAUGAUGAGAAAAAAAAGGAAAAGAAAAAAAAUAAAGAAAAAAGGGUGAUGAAAAAAAUAAAAGAAAAAAGAGAAAAAAAAGAAAAAAUAAUAAAAGAGAAGAACCAGAAAAAAAUAUACCAAAAUUUUAAAGCAAAAAAUGUUGAUGAAAAACCAUGAAACUGAUAACCCAUUUAUCACAUGUAGUGUAUAUAGCGUUGUUUACAGGUGAAACUGAGUUUCUUGAAGUGUGAAAUUAUAAACUGAAGCAGAAAAGAUAAAGAAUUCUACUCCUAUGGCUAUGGACAAAUGAUAAUACAGAAAGCUAGCCUGAAGUCAAAUUCACUGAAAUGCUGUUCUCAAAUCUGUAUUUUGGAAUAGAAGAGUAAAUUGUAUCGAGUUGUUCAGUUUUUUUGUACAAAUUUUGUUACAUGCCAAACAAAUUUUGUUACCGUGGAUUUCACUUCAGGCUAGUUUUUGUAAAGUCUCUUUACACUUGGAAAAAGGUUGAAGAACAGUCGGUGACCGAAUAAAGCAAUUUUCUGGACUUGUGGACAAUGAAGAAUAGAGUCAUGCGAGAAUAAUGAAGAUGUAUAGAAUUUUUCCUACGUGAAAUUAUUAGCAAGCUAAUUCAUGAAUACAUGGUCUUGUAGAACGUUUAUCCCAGCUUAGGUUUUGUAUACCCUGAAACUCUGUAUGUUUUGGUGAAUAAAAUUUGUCUUGAUAAUAAUGUGUAUGAGUGCUAUCC